AUGUGCUGCUGUCACUCUAGCUGUUGUCACUCUAGCUGUUGUCACUCUCGCUGCUGUCACUCUAGCUGCUGUCACUCUAGCUGCUGUCACUCUAGCUGCUGUCAUUCUAGCUACUGCCACUCUAGCUGCUGUCAUUCUAGCUACUGCCACUCUAGCUGCUGUCACUCUAGCUGCUGUCACUCUAGCUGCUGUCGCUCUCGCUGCUGUCACUCUAGCUGCUGUCACUCUAGCUGCCGUCCCUCUCGCUGCUGUCACUCUAGCUGCCAUCACUCUAGCUGCUGCACCUCUCGCUGCUGUCACUCUAGCUGCUGUCACUCUAGCUGCUGUCACUCUAGCUGCUGUCACUCUAGCUGUUGUCACUCUCGCUGCUGUCACUCUCGCUGCUGUCACUCUAGCUGCUGUCGCUCUAGCUGCUGUCGCUCUCGCUGCUGUCGCUCUCGCUGCUGUCACGCUAGCUGCUGUCACUCUAGCUGCUGUCACUCUAGCUGCUGUCACUCUAGC
Messenger RNA from Oncorhynchus kisutch (coho salmon), 501 nucleotides. Its product is annotated as keratin-associated protein 4-3-like. Gene Ontology annotation, cellular component: keratin filament. The record is from RefSeq and is a predicted model, not a curated record. The annotation marks the transcript as partial. Lineage: Eukaryota; Metazoa; Chordata; Actinopteri; Salmoniformes; Salmonidae. The transcript is spliced from 2 exons.